Jaculus jaculus (lesser Egyptian jerboa) is the source of this 799-nucleotide messenger RNA. It is a transcript of the gene Rps5, whose product is annotated as ribosomal protein S5. Gene Ontology annotation, biological process: translation; ribosomal small subunit assembly. The record is from RefSeq and is a predicted model, not a curated record. The coding region runs from base 136 to 750 and encodes 204 amino acids. Gene Ontology annotation, cellular component: cytosolic small ribosomal subunit; ribosome. The transcript has 6 exons. Lineage: Eukaryota; Metazoa; Chordata; Mammalia; Rodentia; Dipodidae. Gene Ontology annotation, molecular function: rRNA binding; structural constituent of ribosome; mRNA binding.
CGUCGCUGCCGCUGACCCGGAAGUGCUUGCUUCAGUUAAAAGCGUCGGCCGGCGGCGCGCGGCCUCUUCCUGUCUCUGCCAGGACGGCGCGUGGUCCACGCCGAGCGACAUAUACGCCCCGGCUGCGCCCUCAGGAUGACGGAGUGGGAGACAGCGGCACCUGCGGUGGCAGAGACUCCGGACAUCAAACUGUUUGGAAAGUGGAGCACAGAUGACGUGCAGAUCAAUGAUAUCUCCCUGCAGGAUUACAUUGCAGUGAAGGAGAAGUAUGCCAAGUACCUGCCCCACAGUGCCGGGCGCUAUGCCGCCAAGCGCUUCCGCAAAGCUCAGUGCCCUAUCGUGGAACGGCUCACUAACUCCAUGAUGAUGCAUGGUCGCAACAACGGCAAAAAGCUCAUGACUGUGCGCAUCGUCAAGCAUGCCUUUGAGAUCAUCCACCUGCUCACUGGUGAGAACCCUCUGCAGGUCCUGGUGAAUGCCAUCAUCAACAGUGGCCCGCGUGAGGAUUCAACACGCAUUGGGCGAGCGGGGACAGUGAGACGUCAAGCUGUGGAUGUCUCUCCACUGCGCCGGGUGAAUCAGGCUAUCUGGCUGCUGUGCACUGGUGCUCGUGAGGCUGCCUUCCGGAACAUCAAGACCAUUGCUGAGUGCCUGGCAGAUGAGCUCAUCAAUGCUGCCAAGGGGUCUUCUAACUCCUAUGCCAUCAAGAAGAAGGAUGAGCUGGAGCGUGUGGCCAAGUCCAACCGUUGAUUGCUCAGUUGCUGUCCAAUAAACUGCCUUUGGGGGCAUUUCCACUGCC